Dromaius novaehollandiae (emu) is the source of this 1913-nucleotide messenger RNA. It is a transcript of the gene DDN, whose product is annotated as dendrin. Lineage: Eukaryota; Metazoa; Chordata; Aves; Casuariiformes; Dromaiidae. The record is from RefSeq and is a predicted model, not a curated record. The coding region runs from base 563 to 1735 and encodes 390 amino acids. The transcript is spliced from 2 exons.
GGCUGCUGCCGGGGGCAAUUCCCAGGCCCCGGGGCGGGAGCCGGGGGCCGAUGCCGGGCUGGUGCCGGUGCCGUUGCCAUGCCGCCGGAGGGUUGCUAAGCUCCGCUCGGAGCCCGCGUGGGCUGCAGCGCUCGGUGCCAAACCCGGCAAUUUUGCACGGCUUGUCGCAGGGGGGGGAAGGGAUCCCGGGGGGGCCCCCCCACUUCCCCGGGACGGCUCACAGCACCGGGCACCCGGGCCCCCGUGGCGGGCAGCGAACGCGGCGGCCCGGGCUGCCCCUGUGAGCCGGCGAGGUCCGGCAGGCCGUGGCCCUCUGUGCCCGGCCUCGUGGCACCGGGGCAGCCCCGAGGGGCCGCGGCAUCACCGGAGCGGGGGGGGGGGCGUGCACCCCAGGCCCGGCGGUGACACCGUGCACGUGCGCCGGUGCCUGCGGGUGUGCGCACGGAGCUGCCGCGGGCGCAGAGCUCGGGGGAGCACGCCGCUCCCCACCAUCCGCCGGCUCGCCCGCGGCCGGGCCCCCCGGUAGCCCCCCGCCUGCCGGGGCUGCCCCCCGCCCGGGGCCAUGCUGGGCUGCCCGGGGCCGCCGGAGCCGGGCGCCGGGCGCCUGCGGAUCUGCGAGCGGACCAAGCUGCUGGUGGUGGAGAUCAACACGGUGUCUUGCUGCAGCCUGGAGGCGGGCAUGGCCGCGGGGUGCCGGCCCCCCCUGCCCUGGACCUACCACAGCGUCGCCGGCGAGUACGCGUACCUGGAGAAGCGCUUCGUGGCGGAGCUGGGCCCCCCCCGGGCGCCGGCUGAGCCCCCGGCGCCCCCCGGCCCCCCCCGGCCCCGGGUGCUGCAGGACUCCACCAACCGCCCCCCGCCGGGGCGCCAGCCUUGGCCCCGGGGCCGGGGGCCCUCGCCGGGGGCCGGCCCCCCCCAGCCGGCGGCGGUGCCCCCGGGGGGCAGGCCCGGCCCCCCCAGCUACGAGGCCCACAUGCUGCGGGUGGCCCAGGCCCGGCGGCCGGGCCCCCCCCCGUACGUGUCGCCCCCCGCCUACGACGCGCCCCACCGCACCCUGCGGCCCCCCGCGCCCCGCCGCAGCCCCCCGCCCCGCCGGGGCCCCGCCGCCCCCCCGGCCCGCUGGAGCCACACGCUGCCCCGGGCGGCCGCCGAGGCCCGGCCCCCGCGGCCCCCCCCGGGCUGGGGCCGCAGCCAGACGCUGCCCCGCGCCGCGGCACCCCGGGGUCGCCAGGGCCCGCGGCGGGCGCCCAGGGGCCACUUCGUCAUCGACGCCACCCGCGUGGUGAUCCGGGCCGAGUACGUCCCGCCGCCCCGCCGCGAGCACGUCCGCUACCUCGGCGGCGGCCCCCCGGCCCGGCCCCCCGGGGGGGGCGACGAGCCCCCGGCCCGCCCGGCGCUGGGGGGUCCCGGGGACGCCACCCCCGCGGCCUCGCCCCCCCCCGGCAGCCCACGGCGGGGGGCGUGCGGCUCGCCCGGGGGGCCGGCGGGCUCGCCCGGGGGGGGCCGGCCGCGGCGGCGGCCCCCCUACGCCCGGCGCCCGGCGCUGUACGCGCAGGACUUGCGGGAGGCGGUGUCGCGCAUCCGGCGGCACACGGCGCCCGACUCGGACUCGGAGGCGGAGGGCCGGGGGGGGCCGCGGGCCGGGGGGGGCCGGCGCCGCUGCCGCGGGGCCCUGGCCUACAGCAGCAGCAGCAGCAGCAGCCUCGAGGGCUCCGGGGCCGCCGCCUGCGCCUAGGGGCGGGGCUUGGCCCGGGGGGGCGGGGCUUGGCGGGGUGUGUCCUUCCCGGGGGCGGGGCCUGGCGGGGUGUGUCCCCAGGAGGGGCGGGGCCUGGCGGGGUGUGUCCCCCCGGGGCGGGGCUUGGCGGUUCCCCUGCGCGGGGCUGUGACUGCAAUAAAGCUGCUGGGAUCCCUGG